AGAUGGUAAGUGAGACCUUGCUGAAACGUUGCCAAGACAAUCUCAAUCUUAUAUAUAUAUGAAAUCAUGGAGUAAUAAUUGACUGGAUCAGGCCAAUUAGAGGACCUUUUUUGUCUUAUUGUAGCACAACACUUCCUCUUCAAAAAGAACUUUAAGAAAUCAGUUGUCUUAUCUAUUCAGCAACAUUGUUAGGACUACUUCAUAUUCAAAAACAGCACCAGUCUGAGAUCAGUACCGCUAAUAUUGUGGAGCUUUAAGCAAUUAAUUUCUGAAGUUAUUUGAUUCUGUUGCUCUGGAGGAAACACAUUAGAGGCAGCUUUGAUAGUUUUCCUUUAUAGUUAUUUUGGCGUUAUUUUCUUAGUGUAAAAUUUUGUCUCCUUCUGAAGCAAUGUAAUUAUUUUCUGGAUGCCUUGGGGAGUGCUUUUUGCUCUGAUCCCAUAAAGUGGACACUUAUUUAUUUGUACUUCAUUCCCCUUGCUUUGAAAAACAAAAGCAGCAAGCAAAGUAUAAAGAAAAGUGGAAAGCUUCUAUGGUUUAUAAUGCUGUCAUAUUGGCUAAAUAGAAGGUGUGCUGCUUGGCGCAAGGGAAGAAAAAGCAAAAACACAGACUUUUACAAAAAAUCUGGUGGCAGUGAAGCAAAGCCAAGGGCAUUAUGUAUGUGGCCACAGAGCAGCAAUUGAUUCUUUUAUAACUAUCAUUUUUGCUACUUAUGGCCAUUUCUUCUAUAUGCAUUCACGCAUUCUGCAUGGAUCAUAACAUUUGUUUUAGUAAUAGUUUGAUUUGGGGGGGGGGGGCUUUCUAAGUUUGAAUACAGUGAAGUAUUUCUUUCUCUGCUUAUAAGCAAUUGAUUUCACCAUUUGCAAACACCUUACAUAUUUAAUUGCUCUUAUAUUUAGAUUUGCUUCAAUCUAUUCAGUAGUUGGAGAAGAAAAAUAUAUCAAGUUUAGUUUUAAAAUAAGUUAGAGAUUUUUUUUCCAUCAGCAUUUCAGAACUGCAGAUAAAAUGACUUCCUGUCUCUCAGUUUCCUGUAUCCAUGGUAAUUUGAUUUCAGCCAGUCAUUGUAGAGGAGCCGAUGGGAAGAAUAUUUCCUGUAGGAACAAUUGCAGGACUGGUAGGCAAAGUGAGAAAUUUCAACAGAAGGAAAAUAGUUAACUGACAAAUGAACUUCAUAUUCUGGCGCAGUCAAAGAUGACUUGGAGAGUCAAAGCCUGGGAUAUGUAUCAACUUCAUCACUUUGAGUCAUUUUGGCAUAUUUUUAUUUGUCUUCUGCUGAUGAUAAUCCAAAAGGAUAUAUUUUGUUGUCCAUGUUGCUAUCAGUGUAGAGGCAGACAAGUUGACUGUCGUAAUUCAAGUCUUUCUUUUAUUCCAAACAAUUUUUCACAGAAUAUCAUUUUGUACUUAAGUGGCAACAAUAUAUCACACAUAAAUCCCAAUGCACUGAUAAGCCUCCAGCAGCUUGUUGUACUACACUUGGACAAUUCUGGCAUUGUAUAUGUAUAUCCAAAUAUCUUCGCUGAAUUGAAAAAAUUAUGGUAUCCAGCGAAUAAUAAUAUAUAAAAUAUUGUAUCCUGGAACAUUGAAGGACUUUCAAAUCUUCAUUCUUUAUAUCUUCAGAAUAAUGAAAUUGACUUUGUUUCCGAAGGAUUAUUUGGUAACCUCACUUCCGUUCAUUAUCUAAUGCUGCAAAACAAUCACCUCAGGAUCCUUGGUAGCCGCAUUUUCUUUGGCAUGAUUAAUCUUCGAAUUCUGAACCUAGCAAAUAAUAAGAUUUCACAAAUAUCAGACAGAGCAUUCCAGGACCUUGAUAAUCUUACAGACUUGCACCUUGAAGGAAAUAAUUUAACAUGUGUGCCAUCCACAGCAUUUCUACUACUGGGGAAACUUAAAAAACUUUCAUUGUCACGAAACCCUAUUGUGUCAAUUCCUCCUUUUGCAUUUAAAGGACUUAGCAAGCGAUAUCUAUUUUUAAAAGGUGCAAAAAUAAACACUAUUAGUCCAAAUGGAUUUUCAGGGCUAGUCAAUCUUAAAAGGUUAGUUUUAAGUGAUAAAUUUAGUAAACAUCAAUUCCCAUACUUCUCAUUGUUGGAUCAUAUGAAGUUUUUGCAUCUUGACAGAAACAAAAUAAUUGACAUUUCAGGUAAUACUUUUGGAGGAAUAGGAUUCUUGAAAAUACUUGAUCUAUCUUUCAAUAAUCUUACAUUUUUACAGCCUAUAGUACUCAAGCCUUUGAUUUCUUUAACUCAUUUACAGGCAAAUUACAAUCCUUGGGAUUGUAGCUGCAAAUUACAGAGAUUGAUGAAUUGGCUAGCGGCUUUUUCUAUCUCUGUGAAACUCCUUUGCCAAAGUCCUUCCAGUCUGCAUGGAAGAUAUAUGAAUUAUGCUAGUUUGCAUUGUUCAAAAAUUGUUUCAACAGUACAAGCCUUGAAAUUUUCAAGAACAGUAAAUCUGCAGGAAUCCAGCAGGUUUUACUACUUCAUUAAUGGCACAGAAUAUGUACCUCACAAGGAUACAGUUCAAGAACAGUUGAACUUCAAUUCAAAUGCAGUUACAUCAUUGGUAAAAGCAUCUUAUACAUCUGCUUAUCAAAAUCUCAAUGAAGAAAAUUCUAGUAGGAAGUCAAAACAAGAACAAAUAGCAACACACAAGAUACCUGUUCAUUUUACCAUGGAAGAAAAUAAAGUACCAUCUCGGAAGCUGUUUCUGUAUCAUUUAAAACAUCACUAAUUUGUUCACAGCAGGUAGAGAAACUAAAGCAGGCUUUGACAUUUUAUUAAUCUUUUCAUUUUGGCCUGUGCUAUGAUCUUCUUUUUGUUAUACAAAAUUAUUAAAUUGAAACAGAAGUACAAUAUACAAAAGAACUCUGACAAUGCAAUAGAAUACUAUGGCUUUUAUCAGGCUGGUAGUUACAAUGUUACCGUAUCUCAGAACCCGCUGGGAAGUUCUGAAUUGAAUCAUGUUGAACUUUCUAAAUCAACGGCCCUUGAAAACCAAGCACAGGUUAUCUUAUUUGAACAUUCAGCACUGUAUACAUUCAUCACAUUUUUUUCUUUUCAUGUGUAUAGAAGGCACCAGUAGAUGAGUUUUGUAAAUGCAAGUUUAGCUACUGAUGUUACGCUGGGAGGUUGAAAUGCAGCUAAUAUUUUUUCAACCUUUACCUUUUGUUCUAAUUUUAAUAUCUGCAUUUUAUUGAUUGUAACUAUGUUUUAUCUAUAAUUACUCAAUUUUAAUUGAUCUGUCUAUAGCAAUUAUUAAUCAUUAAUGUUAUUUUAUAUUUAGCAUUCUGCAUAAAUUUUAUAUUGGAUAGAUUUUUUAACUGUUCAUUACUAUUGAUAAAUUCCUAGAAAGAAUUUCUGUUAUUUCAUAUUACCAGCUAUUUUGGAUACCAUCAUAAAGCUCUGCAAUAUUUGUUAGAUAAGACAGCUUUUAUUAUGAAAUUAUUGCAUAAAAAUUACAUUAUCUGGAAUAAACAAUAUUCACAAGAAAAAUUAUUUAUUCUGGUUUCAAUCCUCAUUUCCCUCUGAUAGAAGUUCCAAAGGAAGCACUUUGCAUAUUGGAGGUUUUUGUUUGUUUUUAAUAGUCCAUAGCACUUCUGCUAGAGGAGGCAGCAGCUGAUUUUAUCAACUUCCUCCCAUGUAAUUUUUGUUGCCCUAUGAAAAAGUGGUGGAGGCCAAAUUGUAUAGGUAUAGGUAUAGUGUAUGUCGGCUCCUGGUGCUCUCUGAGUUGGUUGUUUUCUUGCAGACAUUUUAUUACUCAACUAAGUAACAACUUCAGUGCUAAAGGAGGGGGUGCUAUUUGUUUGUAUACAAGUGGCUUGCCCUAUCGUGGUGUAGGAGUGUACAGUAUGGUAUCAAAACUGUAGAAAACAGAAGGAAUAAGAGAAAAGAGAUUUAGUUGAAUUUCAGUUUCUUUCAAAGCAUAUCCUUAGACUCAAAGAAGGAAAAAAUCUUGAUGUGUACAUGGAGUAAUUAUAAUCUUCCAGGAACUCUACUUAAAAAAAAACAGCAAUAUGUAUACAUCUACUAAUGGUGCAAAGCAAGCAUUGUUUUUAUAUACUAGAGUGCCUUAUGGCCCUAUAUACUGGUAGUUCUAGUUCAGAGGUGGUAUUCAGCAGGUUCUGACCUGUUUUGGAGAACUG
Messenger RNA from Thamnophis elegans (Western terrestrial garter snake), 4135 nucleotides. It is a transcript of the gene LRRC70, whose product is annotated as leucine rich repeat containing 70. NCBI's taxonomy places the organism in Eukaryota, Metazoa, Chordata, Lepidosauria, Squamata, Natricidae. The record is from RefSeq and is a predicted model, not a curated record. Gene Ontology annotation, molecular function: protein binding.